AUGUCUGAAUGGCAGUCUCCCUCCUGCGGUCCCAGAGGCCGACCUGAGUGUAAAACUCCAAAAUGGACAUCAGAGCAGGGUCGUCCAUGCCUGCUUGGACUCUGGGCCCCCAGUGAGCCUCAAAGAGCCCGUGCCCUCGCGAGGCUGGCAUGCAGGAUGGCAGGACAGCCCAGCCACAUGCCCCACGGAGGGAACCCGAACAACCUCUGCCACACCCUGGGGCCCGCACACCCUCCUGACCCACAGAGGCACCCGACCGCCUUGUCUUUUCGCUGCUCGCUGGCUGACUUCCAGAUCGAGAAGAAGAUCGGCCGAGGGCAGUUCAGUGAGGUGUACAAGGCCACCUGCUUGCUGGACAGGAAGACAGUGGCUCUGAAGAAGGUGCAGAUAUUUGAGAUGAUGGACGCCAAGGCUAGGCAGGACUGCGUCAAGGAGAUCGGCCUCCUGAAGCAACUGAACCAUCCGAACAUCAUCAAGUAUCUGGACUCCUUCAUUGAGGACAAUGAACUGAACAUUGUGCUGGAGCUGGCGGACGCGGGUGAUCUAUCACAGAUGAUCAAGUACUUCAAGAAGCAGAAGCGGCUCAUCCCGGAGAGGACCGUGUGGAAGUACUUCGUGCAGCUCUGCAGCGCCGUGGAGCACAUGCACUCGCGCCGGGUCAUGCACCGCGACAUCAAGCCUGCCAACGUGUUCAUCACAGCCACGGGCAUCGUGAAGCUGGGCGAUCUCGGCCUGGGCCGCUUCUUCAGCUCAGAGACCACUGCGGCCCACUCCCUAGUGGGAACGCCAUACUACAUGUCACCGGAGAGGAUCCAUGAGAACGGCUACAACUUCAAGUCUGAUAUCUGGUCUCUGGGCUGUUUGCUGUAUGAGAUGGCAGCUCUUCAGAGCCCCUUCUAUGGAGACAAAAUGAAUCUCUUCUCCCUCUGCCAGAAGAUCGAGCAGUGUGACUACCCGCCUCUCCCCGGGGAACAUUACUCUGAGAAGUUACGAGAACUGGUCAGCAUGUGUAUCCACCCUGACCCCAACCAGAGACCCGACAUCAGCUAUGUGCACCAGAUUGCCAAACAGAUGCACGUGUGGACUUCGAGCACCUGA
Messenger RNA from Rangifer tarandus platyrhynchus (Svalbard reindeer), 1098 nucleotides. Lineage: Eukaryota; Metazoa; Chordata; Mammalia; Artiodactyla; Cervidae. The record is from the annotation of a GenBank genome assembly.